AUGACCCGGAACACCCUGAACAAUAAACGAUAUAUUUGAUUGAUCUUUCAUAAACAUACUUAUUCCCGAUGCGCUGUGUAAAAUUAGAGAUUUCCAAACGGAGAUUUUUCGCAUGUUCUUUUCAUAAGCGCAUGAUCAUGGGUUCGAUUCCCAGGCCCAACUUUCGUCAAUUCCUCUUCCCCCCGAGAGAAUCUGGUACUGACUCUGUUCUCAGUCCCCGCGACUCUAACGGACCCGGAUUACGUGGGCAUGAACGAACGGCUGCCCAUAAUUGACCUCAAUGAACAUCCUCGUGCUCAUCAUUUUACCAUGAUAGGGUAGAGAGUGAAAGCAGCACUACCAUGUGCAGCAUAGUUGUCCUAUGUUAGUAGGGCGAUUCUCACAGAACAUGGGACAACUUGAACCGAAUUUUGUUAUGAGUCGUAACUGAUGAAACGAUUCAGUAUAUCGCAUUCCCCUAAUCCGUUAUCCUUGCCGCGAAUACGCGCGAGAUGCAGACGGCGAUACUGCCGCGCCGCGCCGCGACAUCUGAGAUGUAUUCGUGGCUGUUUAGUGAUGAAAGAUCCGAAAAAAUAUAAUUUUUGAUACAUAUAGAAUCAUCACACACCACCCGCACUAGCCCGACGACGACACGUCACGGCUCUUCUCCGCUCGCGGUGCGGUGCUGCUGGCUGGUGGCGGCCGUAUUUGCUAUUUGGAAUCCACUCCAUUUAUUCGCACAGGCACAAGCCGAAUGCUGUAUAUCUGUGUGACUUUUUUUCUCGCUAUGUUCGUAUUUUUAUUUUUAUUUUUCGAUGUAGAAAAACUGGGUGGAUUUGUAUUAGUGAUGGUGUAAGGUCGGAUGUUGAUGGUUUGGGAAAACAUCGGGAAAGCGGAAAGGAAAAGAAGUAGAUUUUUUAUGUAGCUGCUGGCUGCCGCUGAUGCUGGCUGGUGGUGUACCACUCCUCGCUCGCGGAUGCUGCUCUCCGGUCGGUACUUGGGAAAACCGAGCCUUGCGCGUAUAUAAAGCACACAGCGAUAUUAGUAAUAAUGUAUAUACAUAAGGAAAAACAACACAUUAUUAUGUACAAUUUUCGUUUUUCCAAUAGAGAAAAAAUUGGUGUAGCAAAUCAGCAAAAGAUUUCUAACCGCCAAACUGAACAUACACGCAAUUACAUCCGCGGUCUUAGUUCGUUAAGUUUUUAGUUCUAUGGCUACAGUUUCCCCGUAAGAACAUCUCAAAUGCCAAAUAAUACUCACAAGGAAAGGAUCAAAUCAUCUUAUCAAACACUUAUCAGGCAAAUCAUCGAACCGCGAAUAGUCGUGAAAUGUGAAAUUUUCGUUGGAUGAUUAUUUGUUUUGGAAGUGAUCACGGUAACCGACAAGUGCAAUCACAUCACAUUCAAAAAUUCAAAAAGUGCGCUCCCGAGUCUAGGAACCUAGGAAUUGCGCAAACCUAAGUGAACGCGCAAAAAUUGAUAAGACCGCCGAGGAACGGAAAAAAAUUGAAGUAAUUAGCUCGCCUCUCUCACCAAAUUUCGGCAAAGAGAAUCAUCAGAGCUGUUUAUAUAUGUGAUAUUACCCCCAAGAGUAGACGGCGAACGCGAAAAAACUAUAUACAUUAAAAAAGGCAACUACACCAUUCGCAAAAUGUGAAAAAGUAAAAACGAUUUUUUCGUCUUGACUGUGGUGGAAGUUUUCUAUCCUUUUUUAUUACUGCAGUACAUGCUCUAUUUUUCGCAUUUUCGUACCACUGGUUACAAUAUUUAGUUUGUGCUCUGUGUGUCGGCAUCGUCAGGAGAGUCGAUGCAUGAAGGAGAAAAAAUGGCAUCCGUAAUACCUCAUUUUUUGCAUUUCUAAGUGACUCAAACUGACUGUGUUAAUAAUUUUACAGUGCAAUUGAUUCCGCGCUAAUACGAGAGUGAUACGAUUGUUGCAGUUUUGUGUGUGCAUAAUUUACCCAAAAUCAGGCUGCAGACCGUUGGAACCAUGCAGAUCAGUUUAUCGGUGAGAUAAGGUAUGCAAAACACCUUCCAAAGUGCAACAACAUGGAAUACCAAAAGGAAUCAAGUUGUUAUUUUGACGGAUGUUUACUGCUUGAAACAGUCGUGAAUAGUGUUGCAAGAGUGCAGUGACAUCACCAUCCUACGCAGCAACCGACCAAGCCAUGCGUGUGCCAAAAUUCGUUGUAUAACUAUCAAAAAAAAAACGUUGGAUACAAAGCAGCAAAUUACCCGAUAAAAUCGGGGUGCGAUAACCGUAUACUUCACAGGAUCUUUCAGCACAUCUUACAUAACACCGGCGGUUGCUGAGCGCCAACAAAGCAAAAACCAUAAAAUGGUCGACACACAGCACUUUUGCCUGCGAUGGAAUAACUAUCAAAGCAGUAUUACCUCUGCUUUCGAAAAUCUGCGAGACGAUGAAGACUUUGUCGAUGUGACUCUGGCAUGCGAUGGGCGAAGUCUCAAGGCACAUCGCGUCGUCCUGUCGGCCUGCAGCCCCUAUUUCAGGGAGCUGCUAAAGAGUACACCAUGCAAACAUCCAGUAAUAGUACUACAGGAUGUGGCAUUCACAGAUCUCCAUGCGCUCGUAGAGUUCAUAUACCACGGCGAGGUGAAUGUUCAUCAACGAUCUCUUAGCUCCUUUCUAAAAACAGCAGAAGUGUUGAGAGUGUCAGGACUGACCCAGCAACAGGCUGAUGAAACACACAAUUUAGCGCAAGUACAAACAUCAACUGGAUCCGGUAGUCGAACGCCGGUAAGCCAUCACCCCAGUUAUCCUGACAAGUUCGUCGAGGAUGCACUGUUCGCACAAGGGGUGCCUCCCUCCUCACAUCUCAAUAACCUCCACCACACACCGGCAGCUCACGGUGGAACCACCGUGAACCAACUACUGAGAAGGGCUGCGGCAGCCGCUGCGUUACAACGGCGCGAGCGCAACAAUUCAAACCAAUCCGACGAGCUCUCCAUGAAACGUCAUCGGAUGUCCACGGACAACAAUAUUCUGGGCAAUAACAACAACCUGGAUGUGGUGAGUCACAUGCCGCAGAUUACCGCAACCGACUUCUCCACCAGCAUGAAAAGCAACAACAGUGCUCCACACUCCCCGCAUAUAAAGGAACAGCACCGGCAUGAGAGCAAUAAGACGCCUAAUGGUUUUACUUUCAUUGCCACAGGUAACAACAACAAUAGCAUCAACAUCAACAACAAUACCAACAAUCUGAACAACAACAAUAAUAACAACAACAACAACAACCUAAACACCCACAGUAAGGACAGUUCAAAUGUGGGCGACCAACCCAGCAGUAAUCUAGCGAGUAUAGCGACCAACGGCGGAAAUGGUGGUGGGAGCUUAGGUUCCCACACGGAUAAAGAAAGUCUCACCCCGUCGCCAUCCGUGCGCUCCAACGAGGACGUCAAAUCGGAACCGAUGGAACUGGUGUGCAGUUCCAACGUGGAAAACGAUAACAGUUCGGACUCGAUCGAGGACGACCAUCACGACAUCCCGCAUCCUGCAGAUAUUAAGGGUCCCAUCAGCUCCCCCCACGAAGAUGAAAUGGAUGGCAGCAUACAUUCCCACACGGCACCUCCGUUUCUGAUCUCGCCCGGUGAUCAGAAGUUGUUUGCUCCUCCAGGGUCGUUCAACUUCUCGAUGGCAGCGCUUGCGGAUCCUGCCGCUCUUGCAGGUUUCAACCCACAAGCCCUCCAAGCUGCAGAUCUUGCUGGUUCACCACAAGCAGGACAACAGAGUACUGUCACGGCAGCGUCUUCAUCUCAGCUUACACCGCUGCGAAUGCCACCACCCACUAGUGGUGGUAUCAAUGAACCGCAAGAAUGUCCCUACUGUCGAAGAACUUUCUCUUGCUACUACUCACUCAAGCGACACUUUCAAGACAAACACGAACAAUCCGACACGCUGUACGUAUGUGAAUUCUGCCACCGCCGGUAUCGGACGAAAAACUCCCUGACGACGCACAAAAGCCUCCAGCAUCGGGGCUCGAGUGGUAUGCUGAAACGACUGCUCAAAACAUCGGCCAUCAAGAACGUACUGGGCGGUGCAGGACCCAACAACAACUCAGGUAUUCAUGGAGCCAGCCAUCCGCGGCCCCAUCUGUUCGAUUUCGCCGCAGAGCUGGGCCAACCUCCGCCAGGUAUACAGUAAAAUUAUCUCCUUUUCUCCCACCCAAGGAGAAAAGAGGUACAAGAAGCAACAUACGCAGCUAAGUCAUCCAUUUUUAGUGUAUACAAUAUUCAGUAAGUAUAAUUGGAAGUUGUCCAACGUCUAAGGAGUUGUCAAAUCACACGCGCGAUCAAUGAUCGUCAACUACCAGCAUAUCUAUGAUUUUCCUUCCCUUUUUAUCGACAGCUUAUUUCUUAUCCUUUCAAAACGGAAGAAAUCAAAGGAGCAUAUCUUAAGUAAUCCUUGGAGUGUGAAAUGGCGAAUGUGCAAUAUUAUAAAUUGAUCAAAUCAAAAUCACAUUUUAAGUUGUAACAAAAUUCAGUCCUUAGGAUAUAUUUUCUUACUCUUUGUCUGUUAUUAUGACUGUGUGUCAAAUAUCCAAACACUAGCAACGUAUGUGAAAAAAACAAGCAAAAAUAUUAGUAGAAAAAUCAUAUCUUCUCCGUCGUGGGAACGGUUCACAAUAAUUAACAUGAUAAGUAGUAGGUAGUGAUCAUACAUUCCAUCCCAGAAAGAAACAUAGAUUACUUUACUACCCAAGUAACCACGAAGCCGUAUAUAAGUGCAUCAAUUUUGCCCUAUAUUUAUAUUUAAAAUUGUGAAUAUAAUGCUGCAUUGCUUUAAACCCCUCAUUGAAGCAAUAUUAAAGUCGAAAAGGGCCCCACUAAAAUCAAAUAAGUGCCACAUAUUGCAGCACGCUGACAGCCAUUGCUAAAGUAACAUAAAUGCAUGUGCUGUAUAUUUGCAUUUGCACAUGCUUAAUACGUGCAACACGAAAAACCAAAACAAAAAUCUAUUUUUAGCACCGUUUUGUUAUCGACGGUACUGAUGCCCCCCACACAUGACUGUUUUAACCAUUAUUUUUUUGUCGCCGGGUCGGGAGUCGAACCAGAAGUGUUGAAGACCGCUAGAUGAGUUCCAUCGCGCUUGUUGCCUUGGACCGUUUCUGCUGCAGUGAUAACAACAGAUUUUCCAUUAACUAAAAGGAAACUGAUCUUCUGUCUCAAUCAUUGCAGUAGAAGGCAAAACGACUAUGUCAUAUGUAAUAGAAUACAGUAAUUCAUUAUAUUCUGAUAAAUAAAUAAUGCAUUUUAGAAGAUAUUUAAUCAAUAUAAGAAAACUAAAACGACGAUUAAAACACCCUUCGCACACUGCUCAUAUGCUAAUUGUGAUUUCCAUCAUUAUUGGCAUAUGAUAGCAGCCUACAGAAAAGAGAAAAGGUCAUCUCUAAAAAGGUUUUGCUGUCGUCGAUCGAUGGCUCAAAUGGGGAUUAAGUUGGUCGGGAGUCGAACCAGAAAUGUUGAAUACUGAUGGAGCUGACCGUAAAGUUGUUCAAUCUUCUUGAUUUGAUUUGUUUACCAUUAGAGUCAAGCUUUUAUAAUUGUAUUGUUAGAGCAAACUUUGCUAGUUUGUACAUUGCAUUUAUUCAGUUUUUGCAGUGUUGAAUUAUUGAAUUAUCUUAUAUCACCUUUUAAUGAACCCUAAUGUAAAGAAAAAUGCAAUGCAUCAUUACAUUGAUAAUGCCAAUCUAAAGGAUUAUUGCAUGACAAACGUGGAAUUACUGCAUUUCGCAUUGCAAAUGUUGAUAUUCAGUCUAAUUCGUGCAAUGAUAUAAUGCUUGUGGUUACUUGGGAUAUGCUUACCUUUAGAACACGUCCCACAAGGAAUCCACAGAACAGAUAUCGAGAUAUCUCUCCUUGAACAAAUUUAUUGUUUCAAGAUACGCAAUUGUCACCCGGAUAAAUUUGAUCAGAUUUCCUUGCAGAAAUUAAAAAAUACAUCCAACCAUAUACCACAGACAAAUUGAAUCGCCGACCUCAGCUAAGGGAUUGCCGAGAAUCCGAUAAUUAUUUUCAAGUUUUACACCGAGAUGUCGUCAAAACUUUUUCCAUAUCUCGGUAAUCCAACUUUUCACCGAGAUCUCGGCAAAGUUCACCGAGACUCGGUAAUGAUUUACCGAAAUCUCGGUAAAAACAAAAUCAGUAAAUACUUUACCGAGGCAUCAGCUGUUGAAUUCUCGGCAAACCGUUUAUCGAGAUCAAUUUCUGAAUUGAACCCGAUAGCGGUCGCAUCGUGUACGCUGUACGUGUACGCUGAGUACUGGAUCCCUGAUAUAUGUACCACAGACAAACAGACGUCUUACUCUACUCACUUCUCAUCGUCAUCCUUUUUAACGGUUAGUUCAAAUAUUUUGUAGUUCGUAAAUAGCUCGGUCACGGCGCUCGCAUCGUUUUUGCUCCUGUUUGACGUUUGCUUACUACCGCCACCUACUGAGUGGUUUGCGUACCACAGCCUGAUUACCUUUUUCCGAUUUUGUUUUCGUGACGAUGAUUUUUAUCGCAAUUUGUCCCAAAAGAUACGUCUGUUUGUAUGUGUAUGUACUGUAUGGCAAGCAGGCCCGGAUUGAGGAUUGUGGGGCCUGGGGCCCUUGCGGAUGUGGGAGCUCCUUGAAGCUAUAAAAGCGAUGAGCAAAAAAUGUUUCGUUGUUUUCAAACAGUAUUUGAGCAAUCUGCAACAAAGUUAAUGUGUAGUAACAAAAAAACGUUUUUUUUUGUAUAUUGUGGGGGCCCGGACUCUUCCCCCUACAUCCGGCCCUGAUGACAACACAAAUGAAAGAAGAGUCAACUUCAGAGAAAAUAGAUAAAGAAGCGAAUAGUGAACUGUCGCCUGAACGGUAGCACUUUUUCUGUUAUGAUUUUUAGCAUUUGGGUUUUGCCAACUGUCUCAAAGCACAUCAAUUCACCCAUUUAAUGGUAGUCUCGGUAUACUGCACUAGAAAAUGUUUUAUGUUGUUAAUUUACUGACUAAAACCAUCUACCUACCGGGUAUUUUAUAAUAGAACAGUUUUAACAAAUUGAAGGAGUCUACAAUAUUAUUCGUGAAAAAAUGCAACUUUGUCUUGCUUACUAUGUACAGUGAAUCAAUUUCAGAACAACGCACAGUUACACUGAUUUUGUCUGCAUUGUUUAUCUGUAAUAGCUGGCACAAUUACACCCUGCGAAAACAGUUUGUCUUUGCUACGUCACCCGGAUAUUUUAGGCUUGGAAAAAAAGUAUGGUUAUGGUUCUUAUUUUUAAUCCUGUGCAUUGCACUACAAAAUAAUUUAGCAUGGGUGUAUUCCGAUAGUUCCGUACUAAAAUCUGCCAAAAUGUGGAUUAAAAACUGAUUUUCGUGAUUAUUUAAAAAAUGAACGUUAAUGAUGCUACCCAGUCUGACAUAAACUCACAACAUCGAAAAAGAAGGAAGUGGGCCACUAUUUACUAUAAUUUACAAUCCUACGAAGAGUCAAGUUUUUAAACACCCAAAUCCUGAAAAGUGAUAAUUUUUGUGGGAUAUAAUAUGGCGAACUUCUUGGGAAGAAUGUAUGAUCACAGCAGACUAUUUAAAAAAUCGAGCAAUUCCCAAUGAUAAAUCGGUUUAAACGUCCAAUCGGUAACAUCCUUCAUGGAUCUGUCAAACUGAAUGCGACUAACGAAAGGGUUUCCACUUUUGUUAAAAUUCUUAACCUGGCCACAACAAGCAGUUUGAGCAGAACCUUUUCAACCGUACGUGUGCAACAUAUCAUUUUACUGUUCUGUUCAAUCACAUUCAUAUGCUGGUUCUCUGAUUGAAAUCACGGAAUGACAUUCUUAGUUUCAAUCGAUUCAACAACACGUUUUAAAUUUAAGAAUUCUUAAAAGAAAUGAAACUGUGAUUUGUAAAUUUUAACAGAAAGAUAAUUUUUAAUAUUACUUAUUUUGUCUAUCCCGUCUUGUAGAUGAAAGUAAUAGAAAAAAGCUAUAAAAUUAUUAAAACUGAAAAGAACUGAUUAGAUCAUUAUAAACUAAAUUUUUAAAAAGCGGAAAACGUGUAGGAAACUUUAAAAAGGAAAACAGAAAUACUAUAAGUGAUUUUGGCUGCCAAAGAUACUUUUGUUUAAAAUGGAACGUCACUCAAUAGCCCUUUCGUUUGGAUUUAGAUAAAUACUGCACACAGAGCCAGUUAAAGAAGAAACAAGAUACAGAAAGAAUGAGAGAGAAUAUGCAUCAAUCAAACAGACAACACAACCAACCAACAAAACUAAACACAGAAUGUGCCAUUUAAAUAGAUAUUAUACAAACAAAACAUACCUUGUGAACCGCAUAUCUGAAUGUUUAUUUUUCUACAACUCCGUGGUGUUGAGUUCGAAUCAUUGCCUCGUGUGGUGAGCUUCAGGGAGAAAACCUUCGCAAUUCGAACGAAUCCGAUGUGCCAAAAGAAGAUAGUUCUUCUCUCACCACUAGAGGAAGUUUUUCGAAUUCUAUUGCGCGUUCAAGCAAUCCAUCUAAAUGUCAAUAUAAGUUAAACCUCACUACAAUGAAUAAGUAAUAAUAAACGUGUAUACAAAACAUACAAUAGGUCCACUACAACAAAACUAUAUAGUCGCUAAAUGUUCUACUACGAAAGAGAAUCAGACAUCAUCAAAAUUAUUGAAAAAAUAUCUUUCAAACAUAUCUUGGCUCAACUUUUACAUUUUUUACAACAAAAAAGAAAUAUUUUAAUAAAAAAAAAUCAUAAAACUUUAAAUAAAACUCAGUAUUAUAACUUUUAAACUAAUGUUUUACAUUUGAAAGGAUUUAACAUAAAUCAUACAAAUUUAAAUAUAAAGUGUCAUUUAAUUUAAUGAAUAGAACUAAGCAAAAUACGAAUUUAUAAAUGUAAAAAUAAUUAAGAGAAGAAAAAUAAUUAUUUAAAGACAAACGCAAAUCCAUAUGCUGAUAGUUUGUAGUUCUGUAAGACUCUGUUUAUUUUAAAAGUUGUAUAGUUAAUAAUCCGGAAAUUCAAAACAAAAUACGAAACAUUACAAAGCAAGACAAAAUCUGCGGACUCAGUGAGAGCCGCUAUCACAUUUGUACACAAAAUUUUUAAGAUGUUUGUUUUUUCGUGAGAAAAUGGAGAUCUUGCUCAUGAUUUGCGCUCGGUGUAUGCAGGUGGCCAUAGUAUCGAAUUAAUCCAAGACAGCUGAGCUGCCUCCAAUUUCAUUGGAAGAUUCACGUAGUAGGUCUUGGUUUAUUUUCUAGCACUGGUUGAUACAAUCGUGGCCACCUAGAGCAUUUAUACUUCAAGCGCAAGUUUGAUACGGAGUCUUGUCUUGACUCGAAAAAUUAUCUUACACAGCCAUAUUGCGUGAUUCUCAUUGUGUAACCAAUGUAAAUGCGUUCAAUGUGUCACAAGAAAAGAAGAGAUUCAAACAGAGUAAUUUAGAAAUAAGAGUGAGAUAAAUUGAAGGUUUAAUUGUAAUGGAGCAAUCUAAUUGUUAAGCUCUUUGUAACUUUAUCAAAAUGAAUAAUUUGGAACACAACACAUGCUCUAAUGUGGUCGUUCACUACGAUUGACACUUAAAAUGUCCUUGAAUUCAUGGAGUAUCUCCGCCUACUUGAUUUAGCAUUAUUUUCAAACUACAAAAUGACGGUUGCCAAGCAAUCAGAAUCAGCAUAUAAUCAGCAUUGAGUGACAUGUAUAAUGAAAUAAUGGCCAAUCCAACGAUGAAAUUUUUACGUUUGUCAUCUUGUUCACAACUGGAUUAUAUGUGCAUAUUUCAUAUCAUCAGCAUAUAUCAUUAAAAAAAAACCCAGUGAAAGACAACGUAAAUUUACCCAGGAAAGCAAAAACACACACAUCAAAGCAGAUAAACGACAAUGCCAACAACAACGUCACAAGCAAAGCUGCAAAGUUUAGACAAAUUAUCAGUUCAAAUGCAACCGAGCUGCCUUUCAGACAGUACAAGAAAACAGAGAAAUAAUAGAAAAAAUAUUUUAAACAUAAAUCGAACAUUUAAACAUGUCAUAGAUAUUAAAAGCUCUUUGUCUGAUUUAGGUAAUGAAAUUUCCAUUAAUAUUUAAACAGUAAACGAAAAUAGAAUUGUAACAAAAAAAUGACGAUAUACCUCAGGUUUUAGAAUGCAUAAAACAAAAUUUUUAAAACGAAAGCAUUUACUACUAAGACAAAAUAGAACAAAGGCAGAAGGCAGAAAAUAUUAACCAAAUUUGCAAAAUCACACACUCAAUUCUGAAUGGCCUGUUCAGCACUUUUUUGACGAAAAUAGAACAGCAGAACUAUUUCGGUAGCUUCGGUAAUCGAUUUUACUGAGGCUCGGUACACCAACUAUCAAAACCUGGUGCAAAAGGUAAACAAUGCAGUAGGGUAGGUAAUCAAACUUUGAACCAAAUGGCGGCUUUCUGAAGCAGUGCAAAUUUUAAGUGAUUGUUUCUCCCACAUGGAAAUAAUUUACUACGGCAAAAUCGUAUGUACAUGAAAGCCACGGGUAUAAGCUUUCUGUUAAAUGGUAAAAAGUUUGUAUUUGCACCGAAUUUCAUAGAAAUAUUCGAUUUUUCAUUAACAAUGAUUUUAAUCUUAAUUUGAACCAUCGUAAUCAUAAUUUGAACCAAUUUUAAUCUUAAUUUGAACUACUGGCGGCAGCAGCUCGAGCAACUCACAAAACAGCCAAUUCCAUACUAAACAAUUAAAAAUCACAUGAAUCUGCUAAUUCUCAUACCUAUUUUUCAUUAGGCAAUGGAAUCUCACCUCAGCAUGUUCGAAAUUCUUUAGGAAUUUGGAAACUAAAUUUGGAAUUUUUCAUCCCCCAAGAGUAAACAAAGCAACCACUAGCGCAAUCUACUGGCCAACACUAGAAGCUCACCCCCGUUUACUAGUUCAAAUUUAGAUUACAAAUGGUUCAACUUAAGAUAACAUUCUCCAAGUAAGAAUCAUAUAAAUUUGAUAAUUUUAUGACAAAUAAUGCGGAAUAUUAUUCCGUUGGUCGAUUCUACGAUAAAUAAGCUUUCAUUUGACGUAUUCACUUAUUGCGUGUGAUGCAAUGCAUGAGCUGUACGGGUGCACCGAAAAUGGGCUUUCUCUGGGGCGAAAUAGGUGAAAUCACAGUGAUUUUUCAAUUGCCUGUUUUCCAUGACAAAAACGCCUUUUUCAAUGUUUUUAAAGUCCAUGUUACCAGGUUAUAUUACGGAAAGCUGUUUAACAUCUUUUUUCGUGACAAUAUUUGCCUAAAAUCACGUCGUUUUAAUGAAUUUCGAAAUGGUUCAAAUUAAGAUUACAAUUUGACUAGUUCAAAGUUUGAUUUCUUACCCUAUAGCUGUAUUCAGCUGUUCUAUUUUCGUCAAAAAUUUACCGAAUACGGUAUUCCAAAUUAAGUGUGCAAACAAUUAUAUCUCCCAUCAACAAAUACAACACAGUGAAACACAUCACUCUAGCCAACAGACACAAAUAAACAGCCAAUUUUCCGUUUUCCAUGUUUUUGACAGCACAAAACAGAGAUCUCACAAUGGAGAGAAAGCAAUAUUUCAAAUGUACAGAUUGUUUUUUUUUUUUCAACAAGCUUCCAAAGCUCUGCUCAAAACUAGCGAAACAAACUACAUGCGUGACACAUUUCAUUGUGAUGAAUUGAAGGUAACAAGAGCUACCUAAAUUUCAAUGUUCAAACAAAUGGCAACAAGUUCCAAAUUAACAAAACGAACACAAAAACAUGUUGUGCUCUCAUAUGCGUCAACCUUCAAACUUUCUUUGUGAAAACGACAUGAGCACAUACACAAACACACAUGUUUUAACGCAAAUAAAUAUGUAAGUCAUUCUGAAAAAUCAAAUUGUAAACAUAAAUUAAAAAUUUUAUCAGAUAAUGUUUAAUUAUCAUGUAAUUAUUAUCAAUGUAAGAAAAAAACAAUAACUACUCAAUAAAAUCUAAUUCUGCA
Messenger RNA from Aedes albopictus (Asian tiger mosquito), 11879 nucleotides. It is a transcript of the gene br, whose product is annotated as broad-complex core protein isoforms 1/2/3/4/5. The transcript has 8 exons. The record is from RefSeq and is a predicted model, not a curated record. Gene Ontology annotation, biological process: regulation of transcription by RNA polymerase II. Bases 2317 to 4140 code for a protein of 607 amino acids. Gene Ontology annotation, molecular function: protein binding. Gene Ontology annotation, cellular component: nucleus. Lineage: Eukaryota; Metazoa; Arthropoda; Insecta; Diptera; Culicidae.